GGUCGCGGGAGAACACAGGCGCACAGGGAGUGUCUCAUAUUUCACGGUGAGAAACACCGUGCCGCACUUUGCGCACCGCCUAGAAGACUCACUUAAAAAUCCACCAAACGUGGACUUUAACUUGAAACUUACUUUUUACGCACCUGAUACGACACUCUAACUGUAGCGGUCUGGCCAUGUGGAUGCGGUCAUUACGCACUGAAGCAGUAGCAGAACUCUUAUGUCUGCCAGUUGAUCUGGACAUUGAAAGCGUGUCGUUUUUCCUUCCUCUUAUUAUCUUUAAUCUGAACAGUCAUAUGAAGUAGGAUUUGCUUGGAGUCCAGGUUUUGUGGUGAGACUGUGCGCCUGUCAACUGGAGUCGUGUGUUUUGUUGCAGUAACCGAAAAGAAACAUGAAUGUUUCCAUCUUCAACGUGACCCAGGGCGCGCUGUUUAACGGCAGUCAGACCCUUGCCGGGGCUCUGGAUAUAUUCUCAAGUAACAGCACGGACGCCACGGUGACCGGCGACGGCGGAGGGUCCCUGGUGCUGCUGCAAGACGAACGCAAACUCUUAGUCAUGCGUGUGGUGCAAAUCGCGGUGCUGUGUGUCUUGUCACUCACUGUCAUGUUCGGUAUAUUUUUUCUCGGGUGUAACCUUAUGAUCAAAUCAGAAAGCAUGAUUAACUUCCUGGUGAAAGAACGGAGACCCUCCAAAGAUGUGGAAACUGUCAUGAUUGGGCUUAGCUAGAGUACUGAGGUCAGAUGCAGUGGAAAAAAGAUCCAGUACCAUGACCUGGGUGCGGAUUCGAAAUCUCAAGAUCUGCAUUUUUGUGUGUCCUGGAGGAGAAAGAUAUGCAAAACUUCACAUUUCCUUCCGAUGAACGACUACAGGAAAGUAGUUCAGCGACCAAUGUUUGUGCGUAAAAUUCAAGCAUUUGUUUACAAGUGGACCGAAUUGUUAAAUAUUUUUGAGUGAAUUUAUUAUUGCCAACUUGAGCAAAGUAAUGACAAUGUUUACAAGCUGUUACCUCAUGUUUAGGUUGGUUAUUUUUUUUUGGUAAAUUUUAAAUGACAAAAAGUAUGUCCACAAGCAUGAUUGUGAAUUCUUAAAGUUCCACGCCUGCCACUGUACUCUAUGAUGGAUGUGUGGGUAUUCUCCUUAAAGUAUUUUUAUUGAUAUCGUUUCGUUAAAAACACUGAAUACUGAUAUUUUGUUGAUUCUUUGAA
Messenger RNA from Melanotaenia boesemani (Boeseman's rainbowfish), 1206 nucleotides. It is a transcript of the gene rprml, whose product is annotated as reprimo-like. The transcript has a single exon. Lineage: Eukaryota; Metazoa; Chordata; Actinopteri; Atheriniformes; Melanotaeniidae. The record is from RefSeq and is a predicted model, not a curated record. Bases 392 to 727 code for a protein of 111 amino acids.